Pistacia vera is the source of this 3261-nucleotide messenger RNA. Its product is annotated as BTB/POZ domain-containing protein At1g63850-like. Gene Ontology annotation, molecular function: protein binding. The transcript has 2 exons. The coding region runs from base 333 to 2324 and encodes 663 amino acids. Lineage: Eukaryota; Viridiplantae; Streptophyta; Magnoliopsida; Sapindales; Anacardiaceae. The record is from RefSeq and is a predicted model, not a curated record.
UAUAUUUAUUUUCUCUUUGACUAGAAGUAUCCCAAAUCCAAAAACUCAUCGUCAUCGGCGGAAAACCCAAAACCAGCACUCUUUCAUAACGAACAAUAACACACAUUAAAUGCUCUCUCAGGUUUCUCAGUCACAAUUUGCUGUCUCCUCCUGUCCUUUUUCUCACUCUCACUGUGUCUGUCUCGUGAACACCGCCAUUUUUUUUUAAUUCAAUUUUCUCUGGAAAAACAAUGACAAAAACAAAAACAUGCAUUCUUUUUCUCUCUAAUGCCCUAAACUAAAGGACAACAAAACGCAUAAACCAGCCACUAGAAACUAAUUUCGCAUAUUUCAUGGCAACAACAACUACAACUACUACUAGUACAACUACCACUACUCAUCUCAAAGUUCAAGCUCAGCCCAUCAAGCCCAAACGCCGCAAGUAUCGUGAAACCACUAUCUCCUCCUCUGCCACCCCCACCACCUCUACCGCCAUUACUACUACUACUACUGACUCCUCUGACCUUUACCCGACUCGGAAACUUGACCCGCCUACGAUAGUCUCGCCUGAUAAUUCCUGGUGCUGCCCUGCUUCAAAACCCAUUUCAAAUCCUCCACCAACGCCGCCGCAGCCGCAGCCACAGCAACAACAGCAAAGAUCCGUCCGUACACCCGUAAGAGAGGCUGACCCGAUACUAAUACCGUAUUCGCCUUCAUCGUUCAGGAUCCGGUUCUCUCCCGGGAGUCUAUCGCCAGUCAUGGACUUCACGCAUACCUCACCAACAUCAUCAACGACAACAACGCUCAACGGUCACUCCUCAGAUUCAGCAUUCUCUUCAAGUUUCAGCAAAUUUAAUUCGGCUUUAACCGCGGGUCUUUUAAACCCGAUGUCGCCCCCACCGGAUAAAACCCGUUCCAGCCCGACACUUUUCGAAAUGAUGGCGAGUGAACCCGAGGUUCACCCGAAAGCCCAGAUCCCAACAAGCCACAACUGUAUCCCCAUAAUUCCGCCAAAAAUGAGUCACUACCAACAACAAACAUUUGAUAGCCAGCAAUUGAAAAUGCAAAGAAUUUCAGAUCUUUUGCUGACGAGGAGUCCAGGUAAUCAGUUCAACGAGGCGGCGUCGAGUGACAUAAAACUAACUCUGAGUUCUAAGGAUGGUAUAAGCGUGUCCAUCAAUGUGCACAGACAGAUAAUUGUGGCACAUAGUAGAUUUUUCGCGGUUAAGUUAUCGGAUCGGUGGACAAAACAGCAGCAGAAAACUAAUCUUCCGUACAUUGUGGAGAUUGCGGAUUGUGAUGACGUUGAGGUUUAUAUUGAGACUUUGAGGUUGAUGUACAGUAAGGAUCUUAAAAAGAAGUUGAUGAGAGAGGAUGUUUCCAAAGUUCUUGGUAUCUUGAAGGUUUCAGCAGCGAUUGGGUUUGAUGCGGGGGUUUUAUCUUGUCUAGAGUACUUAGAAGCUGCACCAUGGGCUGAGGAUGAAGAGGAGAAAGUGGCUUCACUGUUAUCAGAGCUCCGACUUGAAGGUGUUGGAGCUGGUGAAGUUUUGAAGAGGGUUUCAGUUGAAGUUAAUGGUGGAACAGAAGAGGGUAGUGACAACGAGGAGGUGCUUCUCAAGCUUUUACAUGUAGUUCUUGAAGGCAAAGAUGAGAAGGCAAGACGCGAAAUGAAGGGGCUGGUAUCUAAGAUGCUCCAUGAAAAUUCAUCUCAAAAUGAUCUUCGAAAGGAGUCACUGUACUCUGCUUGUGAUGGGUGUUUAAAAUUGCUACGCCAGCAUGUUCUCCAGGUGGCAACAGGGGAUUUGCAGGAUGUGGGACAGAUUGCCAGGCAGGCGGAUAAUUUGCAUUGGAUUUUGGAUAUCUUGAUUGAUAGGCAGAUUGCUGAGGACUUUUUAAAAACAUGGGCUUCUCAAUCUGAAGUAUCUGAGGCACAUUCAAAAGUUCCAGCCAUCCAUAGGUAUGAGAUUAGCAGAGUUACUGCUAGACUGUUUGUUGGAAUUGGCAAAGGACAGUUAUUGGCUUCAAAGGAUGUGAGAUACUUGCUUUUAAGGACUUGGUUGGAGCCUUUUUAUGAUGAUUUUGGGUGGAUGAGGAGGGCAUCCAAAGGCCUUGAUCGACACUUAAUUGAAGAUGGUCUUAGUAACACGAUUCUUACUCUGCCUCUAUCUUGGCAACAGGAAAUUUUGCUUGCUUGGUUUAAUAGAUUCUUAAACUCUGGUGAGGAUUGUCCUAACAUACAAAGAGGGUUUGAAGUUUGGUGGAGGAGGGCCUUCUGGAGACGCAAUGGUGAGCAGGAACGACCAAGGCAAUUACGAAUUACAACUGCAACUAUUGAGAACUCAUAAAUUUACCUCUUGCACCAUGAAAUAAAUGAUAAUGCUCUAAUGGAUCUAUUGCCUUCUUGUGAUUGCUUUGGUCUUGGUUCUACAUUAAUUUUUUUCUUUUUUGUCUCCUUCCUUGCUAAACCAGGACUGGAUAUUCUUUGGAGGAGUUGAGUUUCACUGUAGUGGACAUGUGUCUGUUUGACUUCAUAUAACCGGGUUUAGUCUGGAAGAAGACGAACAUUCUCUGAAUGCAACUCACAUAUAUAUGUGAAGAUAAACUCAAUAGAAUGCUUGUUUUGUCCAUUUGACGCUUGAGUUGGUGCACGUAUACUUUUGGCAUUGGAUUUAGUUUUCUUAUUAGGAUGGUCCAUCUGUUCUUAUGUUAUCAUCUUAUAUUUAUAUAGACUCUUAUAGUCUUAUUCAGUGGAUCUCAAAGAAGAGGAACAUUCUGGCUAACCAGGAUUGGUUGUUCAUGUCUGAGAUAUUAGAACUGGUUUUUAUUGCAAGAGGGCUAGUUAAAGCAUCCAGCAAAUGUGAUUGGAUAGCAACAAUGAUGGGCUCAGCUUCGCUUUGUAAUCAGUUCUGUCCAUGUUGACAAUGGAUAAGCUUGGAGCUAUGAGAUGGUGGAAAUUAAGUGUAACUAUAUAAGGUUAUAUGGGAUAUCUCUGAAAAAUCAAUUUGGCCGCUGAGUAGUUGAAGCAUUACAAACAGUUACCAUCAUUAUCAUUUCUCAUUGCUGUACUGCCAUUUUAUUGGAUUGGGUUGGUACUGGAUCAGUUGGUGUUAAUCAUAUGAAUUACCAUGCAUGGUGUUAGAUAACUAACCUGUAUUUAUUUUUAUUUUUACUUUCGGAAAUGUUAUUAUAAGUUUAAUUGACACUCAUCAGUUUGAUUUCUUGGCUCAGUCUUAAGUUUUGAAUUUUCUUAUUUAGAUAAAUUCUCUCACCAGUUCCUCUGAC